CGGCACCGGGAGCGGCACCGGGAGCGCGGCUCGGGCUGGGCGCGGCGGAGCGGCACCGGGAGCAUGGAGAUGGAGAAGCGCUUGACGCUGGAGCUGCGCAACAAGAAGCCGAGCGAGGUGAAGGAGCUGGUGCUGGACAACUGUCGCUCAGAGGAUGGCAAGGUGGUCGGGCUCUCCUCAGACUUUGAGAACCUGGAGUUCCUCAGCAUGAUCAACAUCAACCUGCUCUCUGUGUCCAACCUCCCCAAACUCAACAAGCUCCGGAAGCUGGAGCUGAGUGAUAAUAGGAUUUCUGGUGGCCUUGAAGUUCUAGCAGAGAAAACUCCCAACCUGACACACUUGAACCUAAGUGGCAACAAGAUCAAAGACAUCAAUACCCUGGAGCCCUUGAAAAAGUUGCCAAACCUCCACAGUCUGGACCUGUUCAACUGCGAGGUGACGAUGCUCAUCAACUACCGGGAGAGCGUGUUCGCCCUCCUGCCCCAGCUCACCUACCUGGAUGGCUUUGAUGCAGACGAGCAGGAAGCCCCUGACUCAGACCCUGAAGCAGAUGGGGAUGCACUGGAAGAUGAUUAUGAGAAUGGGGAAGUAGAAGGUGAGGAAGAGGAAGAUGAUGAGGAGGAAGAUGAUUUGGAUGAAGAAGUCAUUGAUGACGAGGAAGAUGAAGACGAUGAUCUGGAAGGUGAAGAGGAGGAGGAUGGAGUAGAUGAUGAGGAGGAAGAUGAGGAGGAGGAUGGUGAGGAGGAUGAAGAAGAUGAAGCUGAGGAGGACCAUCCGUGUGGGGAGAAGAGAAAACGAAGUCUAGAGGAUGAAGGAGAGGAAGAUGCAGAGGACGAAGAGGAUGAUGAGGAUGACUGAUCCCAGCGAGCCAAUCAGUUUUACAGACUCUGACUGCUUGUUUUAACCUCCCCGUUGUGUCUGUGUGAGACUGUAAAUCCCUGUCUCCCACUCCUCCUCCUCCCCCUUUGUAUGGCUGCAGCGUCACAAUAUAUUUUUUUAAGAUUUAGAAUACUGUAGGCAUUCAGGGGAAUCUUCCAUACAAGGCUCACUUUUUUCUCACAAGUAUCUCAUGACCAAAGGCUUUUCUCCGUUCGGUGGUUUGUGCAGCAGCUUAAAAAAAAAAAGGCAGAAAAAAAAGCGCAAAAAUAUAAUCAAAAAAAAAAGAGGGGGAAAAAAAAAUCUCCUCCUUAGGGUAUCUGUGUGUCCGAAAUCAGCUGUGCCACACUGGACCCAGAGCUCCAGCUGUCACCCUGCCAGCACAGAAGGCCUUUGCCACCCUCGUGCCCUCAGCCCAGGGCUCUGGAGACGCUUUUUGAGCCACCUCGGGUGCAAAAUCUGGUUCGUCUGCGUGGACUCAACGAUCCUGAGGGUGUCUCAGAUCUGAAAUCAUGGUGAUGUGAUCUCUGGACGUGCUUGAAGAUGCUUUAGUGCUGGGGAAGGGGGGUGCCUGGGGUUUUGGGGGGAGGGGGAGGGAGGGGCUGCUUGCAUGACCUGGUACCUCUGCCGCUGCACCUUGCAGUAACCCUGCACUUGCUUUCCUAUUUUAUUUUGUAAACUGGAACGUUUUUCCCAGUGGCCACUUCAGAACCAUCCCUUGGGCUGUCCCGUGAGGGGGUUUUUGUGGCUGUGUCCGUGUUGUGGGGAGCCCUGCAGCAGCUUUGGGAAGGGAUAGGGAAUGCAGGUGAGGGGGUACUGCUCCCCCAGCCCUCAUUUCACACUGCACAGCCCUGUGCAGCCACCAUCACUGUGAUGCUCCUGCAGACCGUGUUAGCCUGGAAAUUCUCAGGGUCCUUCUGCCAGCCAGUGCCACCUCUGCACGGGCCCCUGGUGCCAGCCUGGCCUGGCCAUCCUCCUCUUCCUCCUCCUGGGAGCAGAGCUCCAGCUCCCCCCUGGCGUCCCCGCUGUGGGGGUGGCACCCCGAGCUGGCUGCAGGGAGGAUGGGGGGAAGGCAGCCAGGUGCAUGCAGCAUUCCCAACCCCAUUCCCACCUUCCCUGCCGUCCCAGAGGUGUCCAGCCAGCGCAUCCCUCGGGAGGAGGGCCCGGGGAGGGAGGUGGGGGCAGCCCGGGGGUGCAGACAAGCACUGGCACUUUGUGGCAUUCCCGCUGGGGCUCCGUGUGCCCCCGGGGCCGAGCUCCAGCCCUGCCCUCCCCUCCGGGGGUGUGUUCAUCACAUCCCCCUUCCCGUCUCGCUUUGCUGGUGUCUCUUGCAUUGUACAGUCGCUGUGACCAUUCGGAGAAGUAAUCCUGUAAAAUGCAAACUGAGUAACUUAUAAAUGUUUAAGGAAUUUUAAAAAAAGAAAGAAAAAAAAAAGAGCAGCAGUUACUUCUAAUUUUUUUUCCCUGCAUUUUUAGCAGAUUGUAUGGAUUUUAUAUUAGCCUAGUAACUGUCAGGUUUUGAUUGGUCGGACUAGUCCCAGAAAUAAGGAUCUCCAGCCCUUUUGUAUCUUUUGUUACAAAAUUUGGAUAAAACUUUUAAUAAAGACUUCCGUUUUUAAAAAUCCA
Messenger RNA from Passer montanus (Eurasian tree sparrow), 2502 nucleotides. RefSeq names its product acidic leucine-rich nuclear phosphoprotein 32 family member B. Gene Ontology annotation, biological process: regulation of apoptotic process. The record is from RefSeq and is a predicted model, not a curated record. The coding region runs from base 64 to 858 and encodes 264 amino acids. The transcript is spliced from 7 exons. Gene Ontology annotation, cellular component: nucleus. Gene Ontology annotation, molecular function: histone binding. Lineage: Eukaryota; Metazoa; Chordata; Aves; Passeriformes; Passeridae.